AUGGCCUCUGCAACUGCUUCGGCUUAUCUUCCCUGUUUAGGUGUGUGAACCAUCCGAAAACGCCCCACAAAUGCAUACGUACGUGGAAGAUUUUACGCUCAUCUUCUACAAUCUGGUUCGUGCGUCUGUUAAUCAUAGGCUUUCGCCGGUGCGUGCCGCAUUAGAUUUUUCCUUCUUUUUUUUAUCUAUUUUCCAGUGGCAGUGGAAGAUUAGGGCGACGAUUUCUGUUCCUAUUAGACCCUUGUAGAUCGCUGCUUGCAUCUGUUCUCUUUGGAAUCGCGUCGUAUGCAUGAUCCUCUCUCGUGCAUGAUUCUUUUCCAUCGAAUGCAGUGACGGUAGGGAUCGGAAAUUCAAGGAUUCACCCGUGUAGAUUCUGGAUUUUAUGUCAAAACUGAUAUAUCCAGUUCAUCCAUUCGUCCGCGACGUAACUGAUAUAUCCAGAGAAUUCGUCCGUGUAGGUUCUGGAUUUGCAAGGCGUUCAUCCGGUAAACAUGGCGUAUACUUCCGCGACAAGAUCCAGAGACCUCUUAUGCAGUGCUCGGCAUCAGGUCACGGGGCAAUGGUCGCCAGCUCGCAGGAGUCAGAAGGCUUUACUCCUAUGGGUCGGAGGAGUCUGAUUGGGGCUUCUGUGCUCUCGAGUUUGAGUCUAAGCAUCUCUGAUGCCAGAGGAGCCGGCCUCCCGCCCGAGGAGAAGCCCAAGCUGUGCAACGACGAAUGCGAGAAAGAGCUUGAAAAUGUACGCUGAGACCACGCACCCUCAUCUGCUUGGUGUCUUACCGCCGAAACCCAUUUCUAUCAUGCCAGUUCUUUGCUUCUCUGAUAGAUCUCACUCAGGUUUUCCUCGCAAUUCUCUGUUUCCAAUUCCUCAGAUCCAUAAGAACUUGGGAUGCCUCCUUACCGUCUCUGGGUCUACAUGGCAUUAAUUUAUUUUUUUUGCCCACUGUAGCUUGGCUUGUUCAUGGCUUUACAUUUUAGGGCUCCGGGGAUGAUCAUACAUCUCCUUUUAGUAAGCUUCAGAUGGAAAUAAUGCUGGGCUUCCAGCUUUACCUGUGUUUCAGCUUGUUCUUCAUAUGGGUCACCAAGAUCAUCUGAUUGGCUUUGAUGAUCGUCGCUGCAUCAAAGCAGCAUCGUUUUUUGCUUAAUUUAUCUUCUAACUAUUCCCCAAUUUUCCCUGCUGAAGAUUUGGUAGCAACAAACUGUGCAGGUCCCGAUCAUAACUACGGAGUCCGGUUUGCAGUACAAGGAUAUAAAGGUCGGCCAAGGCCCCAACCCACCCGUUGGUUUUCAGGUGCUUCUCAUGCUCUUUUCAUUUCUGGGCAAAUAUCAUCCUACUUAAUCACCAGCUUGCCAAACACCAGCUUGUAGUCACAGACUUGGUCUUAUUCAUCAGAUGCUGAUUAGAAACCGAUUUGGUUAUCGUUUCAGGUGGUGGCGAAUUAUGUCGCCAUGGUGCCAUCCGGGCAGAUAUUUGAUAGGUACUUGGCUGAUUGAAGUGUCAGGCCAGAUUUUUACCUCGUUAUUUCAGAAUCCAAGGGGUUUUUCUAUAUGGGUUCGUCUAGAUUCAGCUCAGCUUACUAUGCUUUCUCGUGGGUUGCAGCUCCUUGGAGAAAGGGCUACCUUAUACUUUCCGCGUCGGCUCUGGCCAGGUACUUGAAAGGGUUGCCGCAAUUCUUUCCAAGAAAAUCUUCCACAUUUCAUAAUCGACAUGGAAUUCAUGAAAGCGAAUUCGAUGGCUAUAAAAGCCUAAGUUUACUGGCGGAUAUGUUCUUGCGUCAAUAUAUGUUUCUGAACCCAGCAGGUGAUCAAGGGCCUCGACGAGGGGAUACUAAGCAUGAAGGUCGGGGGAAGGCGUAGACUGUACAUUCCUGGUUCUGUGAGUUCUCCCGCCAUCUCUAAGAUUAGACCCGUCUCUCUGGUAUCGGCUUUGAGGGAUUCUUCCGUCUUGUGCAGUUGGCGUUCCCCAAGGGCCUCACGUCGGCGCCGGGGAGGCCGAGAGUGAACGCCAACAGCCCGGUGGUUUUUGACGUGAGCUUGGAGUACAUCCCGGGACUGGAGUACGAGGAGGAGUAG
Molecule: messenger RNA, 2070 nt
Organism: Spirodela intermedia
Lineage: Eukaryota; Viridiplantae; Streptophyta; Magnoliopsida; Alismatales; Araceae
Source: the annotation of a GenBank genome assembly